AUGCAAAGAAAAGGUAGAACAAAAAGGCUUAAUAACAUUACACACCUUUCAUUAAAACAAUUACCAAACACCAAACACUCUCCUUUUCUCCACCUCCGGUAAACCCUAACUUUCCGGCCACCGCAACAACUUUCUCCGGCGAACAAACAUGUACAAGAAUCAACUACAAGAGCUAGCACAGAGAAGCUGCUUCAACCUCCCAUCCUACACCUGCAUCCGAGAAGGUCCAGACCACGCGCCGCGGUUCAAAGCCGUCGUUAACUUCAACGGCGACUCCUUCGAAAGCCCUAACUAUUUUUCUACUCUCCGGCAGGCGGAGCAUGCCGCUGCUGAGGUCGCUCUCUCCUCCCUCUCGUCUCACUCUCUCGCCGCUCGGAUCCUUGAUGAAACCGGGGUGUAUAAGAAUCUUUUACAAGAAAUUUCACAAAGAGUUGGCGCGCCAUUGCCGCGUUAUACAACUUAUAGAUCUGGACUCGGUCAUCUACCGGUUUUUACGGGUAUAGUAGAAUUGGCGGGGAUCACUUUCACUGGUGAACCGGCUAAAAAUAAAAAACAAGCAGAAAAAAAUGCUGCCAUGUCAGCUUGGUCUUCUCUCAAACAAUUGGCUAAACAAGAUGCAAGUUCAUCUAGUGAACCCGAAAACAACGACGAGCAAGAACAAAUUAGAAUUGCAAGAGCUCUUUUGAAUUACAAAUUAAAACAGAAAACCGGAAACAAAACGGUUAGCUACAACGAUCUCCCGGUUCCGUUUCAGAGAAAGUUCACAACACCGGCACCACGACCACAGAGCCCGCAAAGACCACCACUGACCGCAUCUAAAAUACUCCCAUUAAUCUACCAGGCCCGCCCCGUUUCUCCUGGACCACGUGACCCGUCACCAUCAGCAGCUACAGUAGCCGCAGCACCGUCAUCGGUACGUCAAAACCGACCCAUCAACCCGCAUUUCUCGCCGUACGUCCCGGUUCGUCAUUACCGGGCACCACACCACGGGCUUGCGCCUCCAGUCACAAUGAGGACAGCGGUGCCGGUUUUCUCAGCGCCGCCUAUGCCGCCAGCUCAUAGGCCUGUAAAGAUCGCACCGCCCAUCUGUGUAAGGCAAGCCGUGCCGGUCUUUUCAGCUCCACCGGUUAAGAAAGAAGAGGCGUUAAAGUUAAACGAAUCUGACGCGAUUAAAUGCUUACAAAAUCUCAAAUUAUGAUGAGGUUAAGGUUACUCUGGUCAUUUCUGAUCCAAUGUUGUUAAAUGGCAUAUGUUUUACUUUCAGUUUGAAACUAAUGUAAAAACAGUUGGUCUUGCCAGUUAAGAUAGCUCCAGGUGUAUCAAAUUUUGAUAAUGUGAGUGUAGCUGUCACUAUUAUGUUUAUUGUUAAUGUGAUAUUUGUAAAAAA
Helianthus annuus (common sunflower) is the source of this 1387-nucleotide messenger RNA. RefSeq names its product double-stranded RNA-binding protein 2. The record is from RefSeq and is a predicted model, not a curated record. The transcript is spliced from 3 exons. The coding region runs from base 149 to 1198 and encodes 349 amino acids. Gene Ontology annotation, molecular function: double-stranded RNA binding. NCBI's taxonomy places the organism in Eukaryota, Viridiplantae, Streptophyta, Magnoliopsida, Asterales, Asteraceae.